AUGAUCUCCUCGCUUCUCUCCCGAUCCACCUUGGGUCGCGGUGCUCGCAACUUCGCUACCUCAGCCGCAUCACUCGAUGCUGGCGCAAAGCUCAACAAGCCCGCUCGAUUUGCACAGCCCAUCUCUGCCUCUGAUAUUCCUAAGGGCUUUGUCGUCUCUUCAACAUAUGCCGCUAUCAAGGCUGCCAUCUCGCCAAAGCCAGCUGGGGGUGCUGCGGCGGCAUCCAACCCCAAUCCAAAGCCAGACCUUGCGCUGAUUGUGUCGACAGUCCCAGCAGCUGCCGCUGGUACUUUCACUCGUAACGUGUUCAAGGCCGCCCCUGUGGUGGUCUCCAACCAGGUCUUCCUAGAUGGAGCCAAACAAGCGGAAGGAACACGCGUACAGUCAAUUCUUGUCAACUCAGGAUGCGCAAACGCCGUUACAGGAACCAAAGGUAUGCAAGAUGCAGAGCAGUGUGUUCUACUGGUAAAGAAGAAUUUGGCCCCGCAUCCUGGGCUCGCAGCAUCCAACACGAAAGGCCGAGAAACGCUGUUGCUAUCCACCGGUGUCAUCGGUGUCCCAUUACCCAUGCCUACCAUUAAACGCUGCAUCCCACACCUCGCCAACGGUAUGAUUCUCAAAAGCGACCCCGAAUCAUGGCGAGAAACCGCUCGAGCUUUCAUGACGACCGACACCUUCCCCAAACUGCGUGCAAAGACCUUCACCCUCGGAGGCAAAGAGAUUCACAUGAUCGGUAUCGAUAAGGGCGCAGGUAUGAUUCACCCUGCCAUGACUGGUCCCACCCCUUCUCCCUCCAGCGGCAAGCUUCAUGCUACCUUGCUCGGCUUGAUUGCAACCGACGCUGCUGUUCACCCGACCGCCUUGCAGGUGGCAUUGAACCGAGCAGUCUCGCGAUCAUUCAACUGCAUCUCUGUCGACGGAGACAUGUCUACCAACGACACCAUCCUCCUUCUCGCCAAUGGUCAAGCCAAACCCGCCUCCAAGGCUGAAAUCGACGAAUCGAGUCCAGACUUUGAACCAUUCGUCAAAGAACUCACCAACUUCUGCCAAGAACUUUCCCAACUUAUCGUACGAGAUGGUGAAGGAGCCGAGAAGUUCAUCGAGAUCGUCUGCACCAACUCUCCUUCGUUCGAUGUAGCACAUGGCUUGUUGUCGAGAUUGGUCACUUCGAUGUUAUUCAAGUGCGCGAUUCAUGGCGAGGAUGCUAACUGGGGUCGUAUCUUGGCUUCUGUAGGUGGUGCGCAUCCAAAGUUGACAGAGAGUAUUGACCCAAGCAAGGUUUCGGUCAGUUUUGUCGAUCCAACCGGUGCAGAGGCCGGUAGCGUCACAGUGUUGAAGGAUGGAAACCCGGUCCAGGUGGACGAAAGCGAGAUCGAGAAGUUGCUGAAGAAAGAGGACAUUAAGAUUGUUAUUGAUCUCAAGACGGGUAGCGAAGAGUGUACCUACUGGACCUGCGAUUUGAGUAGGGAGUACAUUGACAUCAAUGCAGACUACCGUUCGUAA
Messenger RNA from Ustilago hordei, 1503 nucleotides. RefSeq lists its product as uncharacterized. NCBI's taxonomy places the organism in Eukaryota, Fungi, Basidiomycota, Ustilaginomycetes, Ustilaginales, Ustilaginaceae. The transcript has a single exon. The record is from RefSeq and is a predicted model, not a curated record. Gene Ontology annotation, biological process: L-ornithine biosynthetic process; L-arginine biosynthetic process. Gene Ontology annotation, molecular function: L-glutamate N-acetyltransferase activity, acting on acetyl-CoA as donor; L-glutamate N-acetyltransferase activity, acting on acetyl-L-ornithine as donor. Gene Ontology annotation, cellular component: mitochondrial matrix. The coding region runs from base 1 to 1503 and encodes 500 amino acids.